GAGAAGAUAAAAGCUAAAAUUAUUCAUUCCAUUUUCAUUCAUUCAUUCACUUUGAAGACAAAAUAAAAAAAACUUCUCUUCUCUCUCUUUCUUUCUCUCAAUCUCCUUACCACACCACCACACACAGUCCAACGUUAAUCGAUCAAAAACCCACUUCUGUCGAUAUCUGUUUGAUCCAGAGUUGUUCACUUUUACUUCAAAAAAAAAACGUGAAAAAUUCCGUUCGAUUCUCCUUCACUCGAUGAAGAUUGAAUUUCAGAAAUCGUGGAUGUCUAUGAUACGUAAUCACCGUUUCCAUGUUUUUUAUGAUUCGAUCUGUGAUGAUCAUAAUGCCACUCAUCGAAAACUUGUUGAGCAUGUGGUUUUGUUCUGCUUCCCCUGAAUUCUUUGUUUGUUUUUGUUUCUUACCCUUUUUGUGUGGUUGCGUAUUCAGCAAGUGUACUUGUUGGAUUCGAUUACACUGAUAAUUCUCUGAUCUGGGAAAGUCACACCCAAAAAAAGAAACGAUUUUUCCCCUUACCCUUGAAUAACUGAUUGCAAAACCGGUUCCAAUUACAAGCCCCCGUUUCUGGGUGUUCAUCCAUGGAGGACGAUUUUGCUGGUUUUUUAUUGGCUGAUCUUACUUUGAUGAAUUAUGAUGAGUUCACGUGAAUGAAGAUUUCAAAUUUAAUUACAAAAUUGGAAAAUUCCUUUCUUUUUUGUGUUGGAAUAUCCCAUCGUUAGGAGAACGAAUACUAUACUUCUCCUCAAAGUUUUCGUCUUUGGAUUCACCUUGAAAUAUCAUGUGUUUUGUUACCAUCCAUCUUUCCAUGCUUUUUCUUCAUCUGGGUCAUCUUAAAUCUAAAUCAAGCGUUUUUUUUUAAACGAUCGGUGUUGAUUUUCUUCUCCAGCUCUGAUUUUUUAUUUUUUGUGAAUUGAUUUUUUAUUUUAUUUUAUUUUUACUUUCUGAUCCUUCACUUUCAUAGGAGGUUCAUGUUUCUGUGGGUCUAAAUGCAUGCCUUCUGGUCUUGUAGUUCAUAAUUUAUAAUUUCAUAAUAAAUGGACAAAGUUGAUCAUAUAAUCCAGCUUUUUUUUAUUAAACUUUUUGUGUCACAUAAUGAGUUUAUGUAAGCAUGUUUUUUCUUUGUAGGUUUGAGACCUGAGAUUUGCUAGUCAAUUAUAUUUUUGAGGUACACACUUUUGCAAGUUAGUAGAAAAAUAUGUAGAGUUUCAGAUGCUAUAAUUAGAUAAACAGAGAAAUCAAUUAAGAUAGUAAUAAAUUUGCACAUAUUUUCGUAAUUCCCAGAAGUUUAGAUCUUUUCUUCUGCAAAGUUUGGGCACUGCAAACCUUACGCAGUGCCCAUGGAUGCCACAACAAGCGGAACCCCAACUAUUCAAUACCAUAACAUCCCUGACCAGUCAAUUACUGCCAUUGUUGCCACACCACUUCCAACAUUUCAAAGGCAGCAACGCCAUUGCUUUGGGGACAAAAGUCCAGGAGAGUUUCCCUUGUCUGCUAAUCCCUCCAUUGUCCUUCAUGUCCUUACUGCAUGUAAUUUGGAUCCUCAAGACCUUGCUAAACUAGAGGCAAGUGCUAUGCUUAUCUGCAUUUCAACUGUGAACCAGCCAGCAAACUUUGCUCCUGAUUUCAACUUGUCCUUAUCUGAGCUUGCUGCACUUGACAUGUGCCAGAAGAGAGCCAUCUUUAAGCCAAUGACAACAGAACAACGGCAAGAUUUGAAGCAAAGAUGUGGCGGUUCUUGGAAAUUGGUCUUGAGGUAUUUGCUGGCUGGAGAAGCAUGUUGUAGGAGAGAGAAGUCACAGGCAAUAGCAGGUCCUGGUCACAGCAUUGCUGUGACAUCAAAAGGGGUUGUCUAUUCAUUUGGUUCCAACAAUUCAGGACAACUUGGGCAUGGCACCACUGAAGAGGAAUGGCGACCUAGACCAAUAAGAAAUUUGCAAGGCAUUCGAAUUAUUCAAGCUGCUGCUGGAGCUGGGAGAACAAUGUUGAUCAGUGAUUCUGGGCAGGUUUAUGCAUUUGGGAAAGACUCUUUUGGGGAAGCUGAGUAUGGAGUUCAAGGAUCUAAAACUGUUACAGUUCCACAGUUAGUAGAGUCUUUGAAAAACAUAUUUGUUGUCCAAGCUGCAAUUGGUAAUUUUUUCACUGCUGUAUUGUCAAGAGAAGGCAGGGUUUACACAUUUUCUUGGGGUAGUGAUGGCAAACUUGGUCACCACACUGAUGCAAGUGAUAUGGAACCCCAUCCUUUAUUAGGAGCUCUGGAAGACAUACCAGUAGUGCAAAUUGCUGCUGGAUAUUGCUACCUGCUUUGUCUGGCUUGUCAAGCCAGUGGAAUGUCAGUGUACUCUGUUGGAUGUGGCCUGGGGGGCAAGCUUGGACACGGCUCAAAAACUGAUGAAAAGUACCCUCGUUUGAUUGAACAGUUCCAGUUGUUAAACCUUCAACCCAUGGUGGUUGCAGCUGGUGCUUGGCAUGCUGCUGUGGUAGGACGGGAUGGCCGUGUUUGCACAUGGGGAUGGGGCCGUUAUGGUUGCUUGGGGCAUGGGAAUGAAGAAUGUGAAUUAGUACCUAAGGUAGUGGAAGCAUUGAGCAAUGUCAAAGCUGUUCAUGUUGCGACGGGAGAUUACACAACCUUCAUAGUGUCUAAUGAUGGCGAUGUUUAUUCAUUUGGUUGUGGAGAAUCUGCUAGUCUUGGGCAUAGUGCUGGAAAUGAUGGGCAGGUACCAGGGAACAGACAUGCAAAUGUGUUAAGUCCUGAGCUUGUUACUUCACUGAAACAGAUUAAUGAACGGGUGGUACAGAUUAGCCUGACCAAUUCCAUAUACUGGAAUGCUCAUACCUUUGCCCUCACUGAAUCAGGGAAGCUAUAUGCAUUUGGGGCUGGAGACAAAGGACAGUUAGGAAUUAAGCUUGUUACCAACCAGACUGAAAGGGGAAAUCCAGAACGUGUUGACAUUGAUCUUGGUUAACUGUUUGUGCCUUUAUAGUCCUUCCCAUUCUUUACAGCAUGCUAUCCUUUAAUUUAUGGUCGCCAUGCAUAGCAUUUAGUGUUUAAUUUUCUUAUCUAUUUUGUAAAUAUUUAAUCAAAGAAUGCAUCCUUAUGGUCCAUGGUAGGUAACAGCUAACAAGGGCCUAUGCUGCUGUCUUAUGGUGGUUGAUAUCACUCUUAGGCUUCAACUGGUUGUUAAUAGUUGAUACAUUGUUGUGAAGGUUUAAUUACAGUGUAGUUGUCUUUGAGUUGUUUUCAUAGAUUAUUUGCUUAGAUAUAGUUGUUAAAUUCAUCAUUUAUUCAUCAUCAAA
Gastrolobium bilobum is the source of this 3298-nucleotide messenger RNA. RefSeq names its product ultraviolet-B receptor UVR8-like. The transcript has 5 exons. The record is from RefSeq and is a predicted model, not a curated record. NCBI's taxonomy places the organism in Eukaryota, Viridiplantae, Streptophyta, Magnoliopsida, Fabales, Fabaceae. The coding region runs from base 1342 to 2967 and encodes 541 amino acids.